This is a messenger RNA of Tribolium madens (black flour beetle), 620 nucleotides long. RefSeq names its product tubulin polymerization-promoting protein homolog. NCBI's taxonomy places the organism in Eukaryota, Metazoa, Arthropoda, Insecta, Coleoptera, Tenebrionidae. The transcript has a single exon. Gene Ontology annotation, molecular function: tubulin binding. Gene Ontology annotation, biological process: microtubule polymerization. The record is from RefSeq and is a predicted model, not a curated record. The coding region runs from base 134 to 511 and encodes 125 amino acids.
AAAUAAAUCGAAAUAAUUUCGAACAAUUUGUCAAAACUCGAGAUGUCAAUGGACGUAAAUGUCAUUUAUCAAAUUAACACAAAAACAUGCUAAAUUUUUGUACCAUAAAUAAGCUUGAGAAAGCCACUUUUUGAUGGCCGGUUGCGGAAACAUCGAACACCAGUUCAAAGCUGUGACAAAUGGGGGCCAAAAAAUCACCCUGGAACAGAUCAACAAGUGGCUCACUGAUGCGAAACUGCUCAAUAAAAAAAUCACUCCGGAAGACACCAAAUCGUGUUUCGAAAAAUUCAAAUCCGAGACUAUCGAUUUAACAACGUUUGUGAAAUUUUUAAAUGAUUUGUCGGAACAGAAAAGGCUUCCUGUUGGAGAAUUAGAAGGGAAACUUGCUUCGAGUCGAUUAACUAACGAUGGAAGUGUCACGAAGGUUGGAGAUAAAAUAACGGAUGCAAUGAAAAGUGUGGUGGAUGAUGCUUCCAGAACUAACAAGAAGGCUUGCAAACAAGCGAAAUAAUUAAUUCAAAAUAAAAAAAAAUACGAUAAAACAACAUCUUGAGUAGGUACUAAAAAAAAACAAAUAAAAAUAAAAUUAUACCGUGUGACUCGGGUAUUUUUAUUCGCCC